Molecule: messenger RNA, 3391 nt
Organism: Periophthalmus magnuspinnatus
Lineage: Eukaryota; Metazoa; Chordata; Actinopteri; Gobiiformes; Gobiidae
Product: zeta-sarcoglycan
Exons: 8
Coding region: 14-940 (308 amino acids)
Biological process (GO): cardiac muscle tissue development; heart contraction
Cellular component (GO): sarcoglycan complex; sarcolemma
Source: RefSeq, a predicted model, not a curated record
UGUGGAGAUUCAGAUGACGCAGGAGCAGUACAUCCUGGCAGCACAGCCCAACCCCCUCCACCAGCGGGGGACGUCGGUGUGCGGGACGCAGGUGUACCCUACGGUGGGCAUCUAUGGUUGGAGGAAAAGAUGCUUAUACUUCUUCAUCCUGCUCCUCCUCGUCACCAUGAUCGUCAACCUGGCCCUGACCAUCUGGAUCCUCAAAGUCAUGAACUUCACUCCGGAUGGCAUGGGGAACCUCAGAGUGACUAAAGACGGAGUGCGGCUGGAGGGAGUGUCUCAGUUCCUGUCCCCUCUGUAUGUCCAGGAGAUCUGGUCUCGUGGGGACAGUCCAUUGAUCCUCCAGUCGGACCGUAAUGUAACAGUCAAUGCCAGGAACGGUGAGGGACAGCUGACCGGACAGCUCACCAUCGGGUCAGAGAUGGUGGAAGCGCAGUGUCAGAGGUUUGAAGUGAGAAGCGCUGAUGGAGAAAGAGUGCUGUUCUCUGCGGAUGAAGAGGAAAUCAGCAUCGGCACGGAGAAGCUACGAGUCACAGGGAAUGAAGGAGUAGUGUUCAGUCAUUCAGUGGAGACGUCACAUGUUCGAGCCGAGCCGUUUCAGGAUCUAAAGCUGGAAUCCCCCACUCGGACCCUGACCCUGGAGGCGCCCAGAGGAGUGGAGAUCAAUGCGGGCGUUGGGGACUUCACAGCGUCCUGUAGAAAAGAUCUCCUGCUGCAGUCGUCAGAUGGAGAGAUCCUCCUAGAUGCCAACACAAUCAGACUGGGCAGUAUCCCUCUGGGCAGUGCGGUGGAUCCCCUGGAGGGGGCGCCAGCAGGCACCACUUACACCAAACAGACUGUGUAUGAGCUGUGCUCCUGUGCCAACGGCAAACUCUACCUGUCCCCAGCGGAGAAAGGGUCAACAUGUCAGACCACCAGUAACUUUUGUCUUUGGAGCUGAAACUGACCCAACAACUGCCCAACGUCUGGGACAUGUGGAAGCUACUGCUAGCCAAUGAACACAAUCAGCACGGAUGCUGGUUUGAUGCAAAGCAAAUGAGGCUCAUGUCUGUAAUGACACACGCAGAUCACAAAGUGUUUGCUAAGAGACCAAAUCUCAAAGGAUCAAGCUUUUUGUUGAGCUAGCUCCAGCUGAAGGACUCAACGUGGACUAGAGCGGGGCAGUGUGCCAGCUCAAUGAGGAAAUAAUCUCUGGACUGGUCUAAAGCUUGUGCUAGUGCUUUUGGAAAAGAAAGGGUCAACAAAUUCAGGCAAUGAUGGAAAGUACAGAGUGGACACAGUGCAUUUUGUCACUCUCCAGGUUUCAUGUUGUUACUGCUGCCAUGACGGUUCAUGGGAGCCCCAGCAAAGUUUGUGCAAAAACAACAGUGAAUUACCCCGCAAUAAAAAAUACAUGUAGUGUUUGCCAUAUGACUAAGAUGUGCUGGAAACGACCCAUCUAAAGGUCUGAGGGGUUCAGAUGUGCAUUAAACUAUUAUUGUCCAGUGACUGAGGGCUGUGGUUCAACCUGGCAGUAAGUGAAAGUGAACUUGGUUUAGCCUGUAGGCGCAAGUUAGGAUUCGCUAAUGGACCAAUCUAUACCAGAAUGGCCUUCCCCUGCUUAACAUCAUUACCACCUACACAAGUCAUUCAUCACCUUCUUGCUUUUCUUUCACUAUACCUUACCUGAAAUAAUUAGCCUUUUGUUUUGCUACGUUACAUGAAAUCACUGACGUCAUCACAACACAUUAUGUAAUUUCUCUAUCUAGUUCAUACUUCUAAUGCUAUGUUGUUUCUUGCGUUCAUUUGAGCCCUUUUCAUCUUUCUGCUGCUUUUUCUAUGCCCCAAUUACUCAGUACAUUACGAUUCCUGCUGAACACUUAAACUUAGCCACAAGAUUUGGAAAAGCCCUUUUGGUUUUACAAUAGCACACUUUACUUUAGCAAUUGUCAAAACAAAUAAACUGGCACCUGCGUUUUGAAAAGGCAGGUGUUCUACAUUCAAACGCUCUGUAAAGCCAUAAAUUGUGUGCGAAAUAGAGUGUUAAUGUUACAGAUGGUAAGAACUCAAAAUAUAGGAGGUUGUUAUGGCAGAGGAGGAUGUAUCGGGAGCUUUGCUUGUUAGCGAUCCUGUUAAUUAUCAUCUGUCAGAUCUCAGAAUCUGACGGGCAAAGCAAAAAUAUAACAUUACGUGAAGUGUUUAAAAAGUGCGGGGUGAAAAUAAAGGUUUAUUCAGGGGUGGAUGGUGGCAAAUUGUAUGAAAUGGAAAAGAACUCCGUAGUACACAGAAGCUUGUUGACCUGGACUCGCAUACAAAUGAACAGUGAAGCCAAUCUCCAUAAUAGAAUAUACAAAAUGUUUAUUUCAUGAUAUUUAUGUCAUUUAUUUUGCCUCCUCACAAGUAACAUGUAAAAGAGGAUAUUUUGUCUUGCUUAUCAGAAACACACUAAAAUCUCAACUGAAAAUCUGUUAGCUGUUUUCGCUCAGGUGCUAGUUUCAUGCUAACUAUGAUCUAAAAUAAAAUACAUGAUCUCUUAUGAAUGUGGUCGAUGGGUUGGUACCAGCUGACACCCUCUGGAUUAUUCAUAAUUUACUAAUGCUAAAGACUAUAAGUGAAAAUAUAGAAAAACUGAGCUUUCUGUAUUUUGGGAAGUGGAUGAAAAGUCCUCUUUGGCAGCCCUGGAGUCCAAUUUACACAGCCCCCAACAGCAGUGCUUGGUUCCUUCAUGUUUCAACAUUUUGAAGCUUGUGAAAAAACAAGUAAAACAUUUUUGGAAGUACCUUAAUCCACAUGCAACCCUAUGGGACUAGCGAUUGUUUGUCUUGAUGUGACGUAACGAUGUGACAUUCCAAUUUAUUUUUAGCAACUGUGAAAGCGCUCUUGGUUAAAAACCUGCUUCCGUAUGUCCCUUGAGUCUGCCACUGAAAGGCUCUUAAAAAUAUUCAUUGCGGUAAUCUGAGGCCAAUUUCCAUCUUACUUUGGGGCAAUACACUUCAAUCUUUUGUCCAAAUUUGUCUUUUUGAUUUAGUUAUAGCCUCAUUGUCCCAUCCAACCUUGACAUAAUUUCAAUCUGAACAUCAUCAAAUAUAAUAUCUACGAUCAGUCUUCUUGGAUGAGUGACCGAAUUCAAUCACGCUAUUCUGUAUGAAACCAGCGAUGUUUGCGUGGCUUUCUCCCCUGGAUGAAACACUGGACAAAUGCAGUUAGAUCAUAAUUGAAUCUCGUGGACACAGGCCCUGAGGCGAACUGUCUUUUUUAAAACAAAGCGAAACACAGGUGCCUUUGCUGAUGUUGGUAAAAGCACAUCACCGUUUGGACAUUCUCACACCCCUCAGUGGACCGUUUGCAACUCUCCGGACUCUCUCUCUUUUUACAAUCUACCUAUCUGUUCGUUUUGAGGUCCUAUACCUUC